This is a messenger RNA of Pecten maximus, 970 nucleotides long. Its product is annotated as PSME3-interacting protein-like. NCBI's taxonomy places the organism in Eukaryota, Metazoa, Mollusca, Bivalvia, Pectinida, Pectinidae. Gene Ontology annotation, cellular component: nucleus. The transcript has 7 exons. The record is from RefSeq and is a predicted model, not a curated record. The coding region runs from base 159 to 887 and encodes 242 amino acids.
UCAGACACAGAUUACAUGGGAACAAUUAAGCAUACGAAAGCCGUCGAGUGAAAAAUAGCAAGCACCUGCAGCGAGAAGAAAACAGAGAUCAGCUGGUGGUCUUACGUGUUUGCAGUAAUUGGAUUUAUUGAAAAAAGAGAAUACAGAACAUAGAGAAGAUGAGCAGGGGAGGAGGAUCAAAAGAUGUCCCCGGAAUGUCAAUGAUGUCAUUUGUUUCCCAGGAUGAAAUUGACAGCACCAGGAAAAAACGACAAGAGGAAUGGGAAAAAACAAGGACAGAAGAUCAACCUCUGGAAUGUCCGGAGGAAGUUGUGGAUAACAGAUCUCUGUUUGAGAAACUACAGGAACAGAAAAUGAGACAAGAAGAGGAAUAUGAGGAAACACAUAAGUUGAAGAACAGCGUCAAGGGUUUAGAUGAGGAUGAGGCUGGAUUUCUGGAGUAUGUAUCAAAGAAUCAAAUUGACAUCUUAAAGGCAAGAUACAAAGAAGAAAAAGACAUCUUAAAAGAAAUUGAAGAUGCAUCAGUUACCAAGGUAACAGAAGGGAAGAUGUCCGACGAUAGAAAAAUUUCAGCCAAACCUCAGAUUGGUGCUGCACAAAACAAAAAAUCUCAGAUGUCACUUUUAGCUGGAGCCGUCAAACGGAAGGGGUCCGACUCUGUUGACGAUGGCAAGAAGAGGAAACUAUCUCCUGAUGAUGACCCUGCGACAGAUUCACCAGCCCCUGUGUUGAACGGUGGAUGUGAUACUGCUAGAAUUAUUGGUAUUCUCCCAGGACUUGGUGCAUACAAUAACGAUUCAAGUGACUCUUGCUCAUCAAGUGAUGACUCUGAAAUUGACCUCAGACUUACAGCACAGAAGAAAUAUGUGGUGGUGGAAAAUGAAUGAUUGUAUAUAGUAUUUCAUAUCACGACGGACGAGUUUGGCAAACUGAAAAAUGUAUUGUAAUAAACAAUAAUGAUUGUAUUAUU